AUGAGCUAUAUGGUAGGCUGGAAUGUCAUCGACGUUGGAAUCGGCUUUUCCUCAUUUCCGCAGUGCAUACUGCUCUGGGGAAAAUUCUUGCUUUAUGGUGCUGUGGGAAUCAAGACGUUGACAAAAUGUGAAACAAUGCAAAAAUGUCGCCCCCUUAUCUUGAUUCGCCGUGUUGGCUGUUGUCACGACCAGCAGUACUUUAGCCAUGCUGCUACCACUACUCAGUCUGGGUCAGCACAGGGUCAAGGUCGACGCCUGAAUCAGUGGUGUGUUCGUGGACAAAUCCUCGAUUAUGACUUUAUUCAAAAUUUUGCACAAGAAUUGCAUAAUACCACAUUCAAGGAGGCAUUGGAGAGGGCGGGUAAUGCAGCCAUCAGCUUCGAGGCGAUGGUGGCAGUUUUGGGUGGUCGAUCGUGCACACGUAAGCCGAUUGCUUUCAGGCAAAUGGCACAUUCAACUUCACGGGCUUCAGUAACAGUCUUGGUGCCGAAAUCAGCACUAUUUCCAUCGCAGAGGUGUUACAAGGGCCCCUUUUCUAUUGUUGAACUUGGGUCAAAUUGUCACGUUGAUGCCGCCUAUGAAGAAGCUGAUUUCGAUGCUGGUGUCUGUGCACAAGUUGAGGAGACACUUAGGAACCGAUGCAACUUGAAGGAAAAGUUGGAAAAAAACCUUCAAAAUAUCCGAGAUGAUAUUAAGUUUGCUGAAGAUGACAUUAAGAAAUUGGAGCUUUCGCUGGAUGCAAUGCUAUGCAGUGUAACAGAAGGGGGAAACAGGACUACUGAGCGAAAUAUCCGAAGUAUUGAAAAUGAAAUUGAAACAAAGAUGAGGCUUCUUGAUACCCUACACAAACGUGAGACAGCUUGUAAAGACAUUUUAAGUAAACCAGAGGACUCACUGCUUAUAAACGAAGUCACUACCGCAUCCUCCUCAGUUAGUCAAAAUACCAAACAACGAGUACCAGCUAGUCCUACUCAACUUCCGAAGAAUGUGAGUCGUUCAUCAGCAUACAUAGACGAUGCUGACUUUAAGACCUUCCAACGUCGAAUUCGCGAUUAUAAAAGUCAGCACAGUGGAAAUGAUUUGGAAGAGAAGGUGUUAGAGGGUGGUCUUCGGGUUCCUGGCGAGAUUUGGAGUCGUCUAUAUGCCUAUCAACGUGAAGGGGUCGCCUGGCUUUGGGGACUACAUCAACACGGAGUCGGCGGCAUCCUUGGUGACGAAAUGGGACUGGGAAAAACCGUCCAGAUAAUUUCUUUCCUUGCAGCUUUGUAUCACUCCAAGCUGCCAAUAGCCGGGAGUAGCUAUGAUGUCGCAAUUUCGCGGAUGAAGAAUCCACAAUCCAACCGUGUUUUCGAUGGUCUGGCACCGGUUCUGAUUGUCUGUCCCGGAACAGUGUUGAAACAGUGGCUUGGAGAGUUUCGUACAUGGAUGCCGACUGCUCGUGUUGUCAUUGUCCACUCUAGCGGAUCGGGAUAUAACAAUCUCCCCCGCUUGAUUUCCAGCCUCUUUGCGACCUCGGGCAUAGCUUUAACAACCUACGGCACCCUGGCUCAGCAUUCCGAUGUCCUUGUGCCCCUUGCCUGGCAUUACGUGAUUCUUGACGAAGGUCAUAAGAUCAAGAACCCUCAGGCGGAGAUCACGAAUACGGUGAAGCGAUUCAUCACUCCUCACCGACUAAUAGUCUCGGGAACACCGAUGCAGAAUAACCUAAAGGAGCUGUGGUGCAUCUUUGAUUUUGUUUACCCAGGCAAACUGGGUGGUGGGAUGAUGGAUUUUCUUGUAAACUUCGCUGUGCCAAUCACACAGGGUGGUUAUGCCAACGCUACACCUCUGGAGGUCCUCUUCUGCCACCUCACUCACUACCAACGCUCUGUGUACGAGGAGUAUCUCGGCUCUCAGAUCUGUCAGGACAUUCUGCGUGGCAAUGGUCAAGUUUUGGGUGGUCUGAUGGUUCUGAAAAAGCUAUGUAACCAUCCGGAUCUCGUCACUGGCGGUCCGCGACGCUUUGGAAUCAAGCAGGGCGAGAGUGACGAUAAUGACUACGAGGAGGGAGAUGAGUGGCGUCGGUUCGGCUGCUCUCGACGCUCUGGGAAGCUGAUGGUCACUUUGGACCUGUUGGCACUUUGGUGGGAGCAGAAACACAAGGUUUUGUUGUUUACACAGAGUCGUAAAAUGCUGAACAUCCUGGAGCGGCACGCCUCCCGCCGUGGCUACACCUACCUGCGCAUGGAUGGUGGCACACCGAUGAGGCAGCGUCAACAUCUCGUGGAGCAGUUCAAUUCAACUACUACUUCCGGGGGUCCACAAAGCUACUUCCUCUUCCUCCUCACCACAAGGGUGGGAGGCCUGGGAGUGAAUUUGACCGGCGCAGAUCGAGUGCUUAUAUUCGAUCCCGACUGGAAUCCCUCUACCGAUGCGCAAGCUCGAGAGCGCGCCUGGCGGAUCGGACAGGAGCGUGAGGUGAUGGUAUAUCGUCUGCUUACCAGCGGGACGAUCGAGGAAAAGGUCUAUCAGAGACAAAUCUUUAAGCAAUUCCUCGCCAAUCGAGUGCUGAAGAAUCCGCGUCAACAGCGUUUCUUCAAAAUCAACAGCCUUUACGAACUAUUUUGCCUAGGAGACGCUCUCCCCUCUGAUGCAAACGGUGGUCAACAGCCCAAGUCGGUGUCCUUUUUCAGGGCCAUCGGGGUACCCAGGCACGCCGUGACGGAGAACCGCUUCGAUCGCCUUUUUUCCAGCCACCCGGUGAAGCUUCGAGAUAUCGUCAGUACAUCGGACGAAGAGGACGUUAAGCCGGAAGUGGUGGAAGAGGUGGAGAGAGAUGUAGGGAAUGUGGAAGAAACACCAGCCCAACGCGAGGCACGUUUAAGAGCUCAGGCUCGACGCUUAAGCAGGCAGCUUGUAGAGCGCUAUACUCGGCGCGGGACGCACGUGGAUGGACGUAGGAUUCGCGGAGUAGAGCGACGGUCCCGAUUCGAUGAAGGGGAAGCAAAGGGCGGAGAUAAGCGGCCGCAAAAAGAGGAAAUGGAUCCGUUCGUCACUUCGGUAAUUUGUGGUGCGAAUGCGGACGAAAAGUCGGUUAUUUUGAAGCGAAAGCGAGAGGAAGUGGACGAGGACAUGAAAGUGGAGGCCAAACGGGUUGCCAAGGCUGCGCUAAAGGCAAUAAGAAGGAAGACAGAGAAGAGGAAAAAGAAGGUGGUUUCUACGAUAAGGAAGCGCUUGCAAGGCCUAACCUGUGUUAACCAUGACAAGUUAAUGGACAACUUUCUGAUGUCCGAAGAACGCGUGGAUCCAACGUUGGAACGUCUUCAAGCGUCUCGAUUAGCCAACAACGUUGUCGCCUGGUUGAAAUCUCAGACACAGCAGAUAGACGAGAUCCAGUGGACUGCGUCAAAGCCACUGCCUGGUGUCACCUUUGGACUGGUCAAAAACCGAUUUCUUUGGUCGCCGAAGGAGAUAGGUUGUCCGCUCUACCUUGCCUACAAACUACAAGGCGAGUCGGGGCCUUUGAGACCGGGAGAUGCUUCAAACAACCUGCUCUAUGCCGGGCACAAUCGUUUGAGCUCUCGUCUCUUACUGGAACUGAUCCGCGAACGUCGGCAUCGAAGUAUGGCCGUGGUGGGGCCUUCAACUGACGCUUCUACGUUUCAAAAAGGAGGUUUUCCUUGCGUGGAAAAUCAGGAAAAGGAACUUCGGAAUCUGGCUCUUAAGCUUCUUGCUCUCUUCACCGAAGAGAAUGUUACUAUCCCGUCCACCAGUACGGAAGCCAUUGCAGAGCGUUUUAAGGAGAUCCUGAUGACGAAGAAACUGACUUUGACGGCGAGGGAUGGAAAAUUGACUGGACGCCACUUUAGGGCGUUGCUGCGAGCACUGGCCAAUCCUCCCCUGCAUAGGAGUGGUGGUAGGGACAAAGAUAGAAGCGAGGUGUGGAUUCUAAAGCCCUAUUUUAUCACUUUGGCAAGACAGUUGGCGCUAGCCCCAAUUAGCAGUGGUCUGCGUAGUGAUGGAGAAACAAUCUGA
This is a messenger RNA of Echinococcus granulosus, 4014 nucleotides long. RefSeq names its product DNA excision repair protein ERCC-6. The transcript has 11 exons. Gene Ontology annotation, biological process: transcription-coupled nucleotide-excision repair. NCBI's taxonomy places the organism in Eukaryota, Metazoa, Platyhelminthes, Cestoda, Cyclophyllidea, Taeniidae. Gene Ontology annotation, cellular component: nucleus. The record is from RefSeq and is a predicted model, not a curated record. Gene Ontology annotation, molecular function: ATP-dependent chromatin remodeler activity; ATP binding. Bases 1 to 4014 code for a protein of 1337 amino acids.